Molecule: messenger RNA, 1579 nt
Organism: Phragmites australis (common reed)
Lineage: Eukaryota; Viridiplantae; Streptophyta; Magnoliopsida; Poales; Poaceae
Product: 4-hydroxybenzoate polyprenyltransferase, mitochondrial-like
Exons: 9
Coding region: 121-1323 (400 amino acids)
Biological process (GO): ubiquinone biosynthetic process
Cellular component (GO): mitochondrial inner membrane
Molecular function (GO): prenyltransferase activity
Source: RefSeq, a predicted model, not a curated record
GUUGAGGUUGUUGCCAGGAAACUUGAGCUAGGCCCAAAUACAGUGGGGCACCAACAGGGGCUGCUGGAUCACAUUCACAUUCGAUCCCUCCCGCCGCCGCAACUGAUCUCAUAGCCACCCAUGGCGCCGCCCUCUCUGCUCCGCGCCGCCGCAGCCGAGCUCCGCCGCCGAGGCCAUCGCGCACCUCUCCCCCUCCCGUCCCUCUCCUCCCUCCUCUCUCCGCCUCCCCAGGCCCCAACCUCCAGCUGCCCCUAUCCCAACCCUGAUGCCCACUGCCGCCACCUCAUCACCCUCCGCCGGUGCCCGCUCCCAGCCUCCGCCUCCGACCUCUUUUACAGCAGGGUUCUACUCCCGACCAACUUCUCGCCCGUCUCACCCUUCUCGACCUCAUCAUCCUCUUCCGAAUCCGCGGACAAGGCUUCGCCGCCACCACUAACGUGGGUGGACAAGUGGCUUCCGGAGGCGGCGCGGCCGUACGCGAUGCUCGCCCGCCUCGACAAGCCCAUCGGGACGUGGCUCCUCGCUUGGCCCUGCAUAUGGUCGAUCACAAUAGCAGCAAUGCCAGGGGAGCUGCCUGACCUGAAAAUGCUUGCACUUUUCGGAUGUGGAGCUGUCCUCCUCAGGGGGGCUGGUUGCACAGUGAAUGAUCUUCUUGAUCGCGACAUUGAUAACAAGGUCGAGCGCACCAAAAGCAGGCCAUUCGCAUCAGGUGUUCUUACUCCUUCACAAGGAGUGUGCUUCCUCGGAUUUCAGCUUCUAUUGGGACUGGGCAUUCUUCUCCAACUAAAUAACUAUAGCCGUAUUCUGGGUGCAUCUUCACUUCUUCUGGUCUUUUCUUAUCCCCUGAUGAAGAGAUUCACAUUUUGGCCUCAGGCAUAUCUUGGCCUGACAUUCAACUGGGGAGCUUUAUUAGGAUGGGCUGCUAUUAAAGGAAGCUUAGAUCCUGCCAUCAUCCUUCCGUUGUAUUCUGCUGGUAUAUGUUGGACACUGGUAUAUGAUACCAUAUAUGCACAUCAGGACAAAGAAGAUGACCUUAAAGUAGGAGUUAAGUCCACAGCAUUAAGAUUUGGAGAUUUGACCAAGUACUGGAUUAGUGGCUUUGGUGUCGCAUGCAUUGGCAGCUUAGCACUCAGUGGCUACAAUGCUGAUCUUGGAUGGCCCUACUAUCCUUUUCUGACAGCUGCGGGUGCACAGUUAGUGUGGCAGAUUUCCACUGUGGAACUAUCUAACCGCUCAGAUUGCAACAGGAAGUUUGUGUCCAAUAAGUGGUUUGGAGCUUUGGUAUUUAGUGGAAUUUUAUUUGGUCGUCUUGUAUCAUUUUAGAUUUAUCAGGCAUGCUCUGUAAUGAUAUGUUUUUUUUCUGUAGCAUAUUGAUUUUGAUAGAACAUAGGCAGUUUUGUAAUUCAACGUGGGAAGAACAUACCAAGCCCUUGACUCUGCAGCAUGCUGCAAACUGAACUCUUGUUAUUCUCCGAGCGCGCGUCUUGAUUGUGCUCCCCAUCCCCUGUGUACAAUUUAUAAGACAAGAAAAUGACGAUACAUCGAUGUGGAAUACAUAUUUGUGUUCUGAUAUUCGUUC